Molecule: messenger RNA, 603 nt
Organism: Rhizoctonia solani
Lineage: Eukaryota; Fungi; Basidiomycota; Agaricomycetes; Cantharellales; Ceratobasidiaceae
Exons: 2
Coding region: 1-603 (200 amino acids)
Source: RefSeq, a predicted model, not a curated record
AUGCCAGAUAACUUUCAAGACUACUCAUAUCUUUCGCACCCCUCCCCUUCUGGGAGCUCCGAUUCGCACUCGUCCAGUGGUGACGCAACCAGCACCGUUUCCAGUGGCGUAGGAUUCACAGAAUGGACACGCAAUUAUGAUCUCGACGCUCUUUACAGCGCCGAGUUCAUGGAUGAGAUGACGGAGCAAGAACUCAUGGAAUGCCUCGCAAACUUUCCUGGGGAGGAGAUGUUUCCAGAGUCGCAGACGAUUCACCCUCAUCUCUUGCAGAGUUUCUCCCCUGUUCAGAAUAUUCAGAAUCCAGCCUCUUUAACGUCAAUGUUUAUGACGGCGCAGCCAGAUUCGUUUAAUCCACCUCAUGUGCCGUUCAGUCCUGCGAGCACUCGGUCACCUGGACAGGCACAUCAGUUCUUUGCUUCGCCCCCUCAAGCAUCGCCCUCCUCGCGUCAACUGCCACCCCUCCGCCCCAUCGUCACGCUUCCCAGCUCUCCCAGCUCCCAAGCGUCAUCAAGUUCAUCAGCCGGGCCCCCCGGCGAUACCCAACGCCUAUCCCUCCCAGCCCCCGGCGACAUGAACUAUUCUUCCUGCGAAGUCAUUAUGUAA